AUGUCAGACACCGAAGCCAAUACCAUGGAAAAUGUACCUGAGAAUGAGGAGAUGACUAAAGAACAAAGAUUAGAAGCAGCUCGUAAAAAGUUUGAGGAGAUGAAAAAGAAAAAGAAGAAAGAUAAGAAGAAGAAAUCAAAGAAUACAGAUACAGAGACUGGAGGAGGAGGAGGAGGAGAAGAAGAAGAAGGAGAAAAGGAAACCGUUAAGGAAAAAAGUGAAAGGGAAGACACCUCAAGUAAUAAAGGAGAAGAUAUCUCAAAGAAACAAACAGAGGCCAAUAUGGAAACAAAACCUGGUACGCGAGACGAACCUAUACCAAAAGAGACAACUAGUGAUGAUGAUAACGAUGGUCACGACGUUGUCGUCGGUGAUAUUCAGCUGGAUCCAAUUGAACAAUCAAAAGAUUUAUUGCAUUCUACAGGUCAAGAUUUAUCAAAGUCCGAAAGUGUUUCAGUUGAAGAUUUGAAGAAAAUCAUUGAGGACCAAGAGAAAACAAUACAAGCACUAAAGGACGAGAUAAAGAAUAUCAAAUUAUCAAAGAUGGAACUUGAUGAUCAAAUAAGUGACUUGAAGCUCGAGAACGAACAGUUGAAAAAGAUCGAAUCUAAGGCAACGGUGGCUGUUUCGAGCGGGGAAGCAAGGCCGGCAGCGCCAGUCUACUCGCAUCCCAUCACCGUGGCCAUGCAAGCUAUCACAACUAACGAAUACGCGACAAUAUCUCAACAAAACUUGAAUAAAUCCAGUUCUACUGAAGAUUUUCGAGAAAAACUUAUGGUUUGGAAAGGUUGGCAAGUUGACAUGAGAGAGUGGAGCAACCCAGUUACACAAAUAGUCCUCUAA
Molecule: messenger RNA, 843 nt
Organism: Lodderomyces oxycetoniae
Lineage: Eukaryota; Fungi; Ascomycota; Pichiomycetes; Serinales; Debaryomycetaceae
Exons: 1
Coding region: 1-843 (280 amino acids)
Source: RefSeq, a predicted model, not a curated record